AAUAAUAACAUAAACACUACGAGUGGCAAGAAGUAUACAAGCUACAUAAACGUUUUAAAAAAAUUACAUCAUAAAAAUUACAAGUUUUAAUAAUUUUAUACUUAUUAUUAACGAUACGACAUGGCCACUUUACUAGUUGGAAGAUUAUGCCGUAGUAAUACUUUGAAAUUAGCACAUAUUGGGAAAUUCUCUCGACAGACUUUUUCCAGAACGUUUGCUAGUGAAAACCGCGAGACAGUUACAAGAACAGCUAGAAGGCGAACAAUUCGCGAACGUGCUUUUGCAGAACCUACUGGCACAGCAUUUAAUAUUGGAAAAGGAGCUGUAGCUGGGGGUGCAGUAGUAGGGCUUGGUGCAUUGUGCUAUUAUGGAUUGGGUUUAUCUGGUCAAGCUGGUGCCUUGGAUAAGUCCAUGGUUUGGCCACAAUAUGUUAGAGAGCGUAUUACAUCAGUCUAUAUGUAUUUUGGAGGUUCAUUGAUUGUUACAGCCACUAGUGCUAUAGCUGCAUUUAGGACUCCAGCAAUCAUGAAUCUUGUUAUGAAAAAUGGUUUCAUGGGAAUAAUGAUGAGUAUGGCAGCUAUUAUAGGCACUGGUAUGUUAGCUCAAUCAGUAGAAUAUAAGCCAGGCUUUGGACCAAAGCAAAUGGCUUGGUUGCUACAUGCAGGCACUAUGGGAGCCAUGUUGGCACCACUUUGUUUUCUAGGGGGGCCUAUUUUAAUGCGUGCUGGUUUGUAUUCAGCAGGGAUUGUUGGUGGGCUGAGUGCAGUUUCUGCAUGUGCACCUUCUGAAAAGUUUUUAAUGAUGGGUGGCCCCUUAGCUAUGGGAUUAGGCGUAGUUUUUUGCGCAUCACUAGGUAGUGCUUUUCUACCCCCUACCACUGCUCUUGGUGCCGGACUUUAUUCAAUUUCCCUUUAUGGUGGCCUUUUGUUAUUCUCUGGUUUCUUACUCUACGAUACUCAAAGGAUAGUUGCACAAGCUGAACGGUAUCCCCUGUCUCCCGGAAUGUAUGGAGUCAAACCAUACGAUCCCAUAAAUGCUGCAUUGUCGAUUUAUAUGGAUGCACUCAACAUUUUCGUCCGAAUCGCAACAAUUCUCGCUGGUGGUGGCAGCCAAAGGAAAAAGUAAACCGCUACUCGAAAUUGAAUAUAACACCCUCGCUAUACUAAGACUAUGUGAUGGAAAAUAUUUAUAAACGAAACAAAUUUCAAUUUUUUCUGUAUUUAAAAUAUUUAGUAAAUAUAAUUUUUUAUUUGCUGUUCUACGAAUCUACGUAUUUAAUUUCAUCUUUAAAUAUAGUACAUAUUUGUAACUUAAGGUGUUAAUUUAAGAAGUAUUAAUAAGAGCUUUGUUACUGUU
This is a messenger RNA of Agrilus planipennis (emerald ash borer), 1356 nucleotides long. Its product is annotated as growth hormone-inducible transmembrane protein. The transcript is spliced from 8 exons. Lineage: Eukaryota; Metazoa; Arthropoda; Insecta; Coleoptera; Buprestidae. The record is from RefSeq and is a predicted model, not a curated record. Gene Ontology annotation, cellular component: mitochondrial inner membrane. Bases 121 to 1125 code for a protein of 334 amino acids.